CCCCUGGUGGAAGGGUCCUGAUCCAAGCCCCUGGGAUGCCGAGGACCCCUCGGGCGUGCAACCCGCUCGGUUUAGCAGCACGGCGGGACUGAGCUUCCGAGCUGCGCGCAGAGCCGGGCGCCCCCUGGCGCGGAGCCAGGCCAGGCGGGCGUGCGACUGGCGUGCGACACUGCAGCGCUGGUCAUAUGAGCAGAAAGGAUGAGAAGAACACUUUUUAAUCUUUUCGCACUUGCUCUGCCCGCUCAAACAGUUGCAGGAUGUCGAUGACAGACUUGCUCAGCGCUGAGGACAUCAAGAAGGCGAUAGGAGCGUUUGCUGCUGCAGACUCCUUCGACCACAAAAGGUUCUUCCAGAUGGUGGGUCUGAAGAAAAAGAGCCCGGAUGAUGUGAAGAAGGUGUUCCACAUUCUGGACAAAGACAAAAGUGGCUUUAUCGAGGAGGAUGAGCUGGGGUUCAUUCUGAAGGGCUUCUCCUCAGAUGCCAGAGACCUGUCUGCUAAAGAAACAAAGACACUGCUGGCCGCUGGGGACAAGGAUGGGGACGGCAAGAUUGGAGUUGAAGAGUUCUCCUCCCUGGUGGCUGAAAGCUAAAUGGCGCUGACUGCCCGGGUCUCCCACCCCUCCACCCCCAACGCCCCAUCUCAGCCCUUCUUGCGGCCCUCCUGAGUUUCUGUUCGGUUUGUUUAUGUUAUUUUUUACUCCCCCCAUCCUCUAUGGCCCUUGAAUGAACACCAUUCUUCUGGAAAAUGCUGGAGAAACAAUAAAGGCUGUACCAAUCGGA
Molecule: messenger RNA, 780 nt
Organism: Microtus oregoni (creeping vole)
Lineage: Eukaryota; Metazoa; Chordata; Mammalia; Rodentia; Cricetidae
Gene: Pvalb
Product: parvalbumin
Exons: 4
Coding region: 258-590 (110 amino acids)
Cellular component (GO): nucleus; cytoplasm
Molecular function (GO): calcium ion binding
Source: RefSeq, a predicted model, not a curated record